CGACACUUCUCCGCCCCCAUUCAUUAUCAAUAAAUGCUCCCUCCCUCCCAAAUGAGCCUCUGAUGUGAAACCACCGCUUCCGCCUACGACGGCCGGCGAGCAAUGGGUCAGCGCCUGAGCUGCCGAGGCGGGGAGGAGCAGGGGCUGUUCGCUGCAGCUCAGCUCGGCGAUGUCGACGCCGUCGAGGCAGCUCUCCAGAGGGAUUCAUCUCUUAUUUCUCGCGCCACAGUGUACGAUCGCAACUCGCUUCUGCAUAUUGCAGCUGCCAAUGGCCGGAUCGAGGUUGUUUCUCUGUUGGUGGAUCGAUCUGUUGAUGUGGAUGUAUUGAAUCGGCAUAAACAGACUCCAUUGAUGAUGGCUGCAAUGCACGGCAAGAUCUCGUGUGUUGAGAAGCUGAUCGAAUCCGGCGCCAAUAUAUUGAUGUUCGAUUCGCUCAAUGGAAGAACAUGCUUGCACUAUGUAGCAUACUAUGGGCAUUCCAAUUGCCUGCAGUUCAUCCUCACCAUCGCCCGGGCCUCCCCAGUUUCAUCUUCUUGGGGAUUUUCACGAUUCGUGAAUGUUAGAGAUCGUAAAGGGGCGACGCCAUUGCACUUGGCAGCCCGUCAAGGACGCCCUCAAUGUGUUCAUUCUUUGUUGGAUAACGGAGCCAUUGUUUGCGCUUCGACCGGCGGAUACGGUUUUUCGGGAAGCACUCCCCUUCAUUUGGCUGCAAGAAGUGGUUCAAUCGAUUGUGUUCGAGAAUUGUUGGCUUGGGGCGCCGAUCGAUCCCAUAGAGACGCAUCGGGGAGAAUUCCGUAUACGGUAGCUCUAAGGCAUCACCACGGAGCGUGCGCGGCUUUGCUAAACCCGGCAUCGGCGGAGCCUCUCGUGUGGCCGUCGCCGUUGAAGUUCAUAAGCGAACUUAACCCGGAGGCGAAAGCUCUCCUCGAACGAGCCCUCAUGGAGGCAAACAAGGAUCGAGAAAAGGCGAUCUUGAAGGGAACGGUCUACUCAUUGCCGUCUCCGUCAAACUCCGAAUUAGGGAUCGACGACGAUAUCUCCGAGGAAAGCGACGGAGACGUCGAUCUUUGCUCGAUAUGCUUUGACCAAAUAUGCACGAUCGAAGUUCGAGACUGCGGGCACCGGAUGUGCGCGCAAUGCACGCUCGCCCUAUGCUGCCACAACAAGCCGAACCCGGCGAAUUCUUUCCCGCCGUCGUCAUCGAUUCCCAUUUGCCCGUUUUGCCGGAGCAAUAUCGUCAAGCUCGUCGUCGCUCAGGUCAGGCCCGACAGUGACUCGAAACCGCGGAAAUCGUGGAGGUCCCGUCACCCGAGCGAGGGAAGUAGCAGUUUUAAGGGGCUUUCGACGUCCUUCGGAAAACUCGGCCGCGGCUCGGGUAGGAUCGUCACUGAUGACGAGAUCCUCGACAAGCCUAUAAGCCUCGAUACGUAGCGGCACCUCUCGCCGGCGACCGGCGGCAGGUAAGCAAUGAAUGUGAGAUCCAAGAAGUCAUCACCAAGAGAAAUGAGCUAAUGGCUGAUUGUGUAAUGUUGUAUUGUUAAGAGUAGAUUUUGAGGUAUUCUUUUUUGAAUGUUGGUAAUAUUUUAUUUUUGAUGGUGAAAAUUGUUGGAAUUCAAUAAAAAGGGUUGAAAAAUAAGUGAAAUUUGGGGGUGGGGUGGGGUGGGGGUGUACGUUGGUUGUUUGGAUGUGUAAGAAUUAUCAAUUGUUGUUAUAUGUUGAGACAAAAAUAAUUGUUGUAAUAAUAAUUUUUGUUGGGUAGUAGUAGUAGUAGUAGUUGUAUUUUAUGAUCGUAUGGUAGGAAUUAAUUAGUAUGGUAUUUCUUGUGCUGUGGCUGAUCCAUGUGAUAUAUAUAUAACGUUAUGUGUA
This is a messenger RNA of Andrographis paniculata, 1866 nucleotides long. RefSeq names its product putative E3 ubiquitin-protein ligase XBAT31. Bases 103 to 1431 code for a protein of 442 amino acids. Gene Ontology annotation, biological process: positive regulation of transcription by RNA polymerase II. The transcript has 8 exons. Gene Ontology annotation, cellular component: nucleus. Gene Ontology annotation, molecular function: protein binding; transcription cis-regulatory region binding. The record is from RefSeq and is a predicted model, not a curated record. Lineage: Eukaryota; Viridiplantae; Streptophyta; Magnoliopsida; Lamiales; Acanthaceae.